AUGGAGGCUGCACUGCGCGGAAUGUUGGAGUCAACAUUCGGGGAGUUUGUGGAAGGCUUGGAUCGAGCCAAUGCUGCGAGCUUCCCGAUGACACUCAAGGACUUGAAGCUCAAGGAGAAACGAAUCCAAGAGGAGCUGGAUGAAUCUGGCAACUUCCCUUUUGACCUCAGUGAUGGGAGGAUUGGGAAUAUCACUGUGACGCCGGGGUGGAUGGGAACUGUGGAGGUUGUUGCGACGAACGUGGUGCUGAACUUUAGUUUUAGCCCCAUGAAGGCCAUGAACAAGGCGAUGAGAAAGGACUCAGAUGACGAGGAGGAGCAAUUCGAAAGUGUUCCUGGCAGAGCGGCACAAGCUCCACCUCCGGCAGAUGUGGCACCGCGCUUCUGUCAGAGGCACUUCACCUCCGCACAACGGGAGAAGAUCGAUCCCCUGAUGCGGCCGUGCCAAAAGUGCGGGACGCAGAUCACCAGCACCUAUGCCUCUAUGACGUUGUGCCCACCAUGCUCAAAUACAGAAGAGAGUUGCAUGAUUUGCGGCGACCACGCUCCCGUGGCAAGCAACUACGUCCCACCCAAGACCUUGAAUCCUCAGUCUGGACCGUCUGGACCUCCAGGUGGUGCUGUCUAUGCUAUGCCAGAUCCUGGUGCAAAGCGUGGAAGUACGUUGCCCCCACCUCCUCCUCCCAGUGCUUCGCACUCGCCUUCCCGGCGGAUGUCUGAUGACUGGCGCAUGGGGUUAGGUUCGCCAAAUUCUCAGCCGCCGCCCCCUCCACCUCCUCCUUCGAGAGGACGGACCGGAGUGUCUCACUCGGAUCACCGUGAGCACCGUGCCAGAGACACUGCUCGACCAGCCCCACGGGAGAAGGGCUUCAAUCCGCCCAUCCUGCCGCAGGCCGAGCUUUCAGCAGCUGAGGCUGGUGGUCGUGCCAAGAAUGGCGGCCACUUGCAGGCAAUGUACAGUUCAGCCACAAGUCAAUUAGAUGGUCUGUUCGAGUACCUUAGCAGCAGCCUCCCUGCUUUGGACAUGAACGCAUGGACCACCUGCCUCAACAGUGGUGACCAGCGUUCAGAUUUGAAGGAGUUUGGAAUGAGCCCCAAGACAAGGCGUCGGCCAGUGGUGCGUGCGUGA
Cladocopium goreaui is the source of this 1128-nucleotide messenger RNA. The record is from the annotation of a GenBank genome assembly. Lineage: Eukaryota; Dinophyceae; Suessiales; Symbiodiniaceae.